Molecule: messenger RNA, 315 nt
Organism: Adineta ricciae
Lineage: Eukaryota; Metazoa; Rotifera; Eurotatoria; Adinetida; Adinetidae
Source: the annotation of a GenBank genome assembly
AUGUUCACAAAAAUUGGUUCAUCUUUAGUGUUACUCACGAUCGCAUGUCUCGCUUUGUUCAAUUUCAUUUCUGCAAUACCAACAAAUGUAGAAGAACAAGAUGACAAACAAUCUGUCGGAACUUUACUCGAACGAUUUGGUAUUGAUCAUGAUUAUCUUGCCGGAAAUCAUCGAAAUAAUAAUGAUGAUGAUCACGAAAAUCAUGCUGUUAUGCUAAAACGAAGAGCUAUGAAGAGAAAAUGGGCCAAAUUCUUCCAAGGAUCUGAAUCACCAUAUGCUAUUGCAUUUCCUGCUUUAAUUCGUUCACGUCGAUAA